Molecule: messenger RNA, 1701 nt
Organism: Colletotrichum paranaense
Lineage: Eukaryota; Fungi; Ascomycota; Sordariomycetes; Glomerellales; Glomerellaceae
Exons: 2
Coding region: 1-1701 (566 amino acids)
Source: RefSeq, a predicted model, not a curated record
AUGGAUAAAGAUAGAGGAUGGCUUGCCGAAGGCGCCUACGAUGACUUUGUCCGGCCCCUGUGUUCCUCAGACCCUCGACUUAGACGGCGCGACCCCAAGGCUCAAAUUCAACGCAUCCCCUUCACAGAUGACGGCGUCCGAGUCGUCAAGCUCAGCAUCGGCGACAACGGCACCUUUAUCAGAACAGCACAAUUUGAGGAACCAGCCGACCUAGAAACACACCUUCACUACAAUACAGCAUCACAGCAAGGACAGCAAGGACAGCAAAACAUUUACAUCCUCGAGGGCCUCGGCCCUGGAUUCGCAGGUGUGUUCGGCCACCACUUCUCGCUGCAUCCUUCGGUAUUCGUCGAGCAUGAGCGCGUGGUCGUGCACAACGUCAACUGGACGGGCGAAAGCGACGGCGCGCAGCUGCCGUCGGUGGUUCGGAGUCGGGACCAUGUGGAGAUGAAGUACUACGAGGUCGUGACGUUUGAUACGCGGCCGACGAGUUUUCGGUGGGUGUGCGCCGCGACGGGGCGGCAUAUUGGGGUGUCGAGGGAGUUUCGGUGGGAUAAUUCGCCCGACGACGAGUUUGAUCGGUUUUUGAAUGUGGGUGUUGUGAGGAGGAAGUGUGGUGUUUGGUCGAGGAGGAUUGGGGCUGGUGGUUGGGAUUGCCUUGUACUCUGUGAUCCUCCGGUACGAAGCGUCCGCACAGGAGAUGAUUACAAGAUAGAGCACCCAGUCAAGACCUGGCCCUAUCAGGGUGGCUACCUCGACUUCGUCCCAGAAGAAUCGCAAAUCAGCAUCGCUAGGGAAAAGGGGAACGAGCACCACCACUACGGACCCCCGCGAACUUCCAUGCUCGACGACCUCGCCUUCUAUCUCGAGACACACGCGGGGCUAGUAGAUACUGCAGAGCCCGAAUCCGUCGUCAACGUCUUUGUGAGCAAGAUUGUGGCCUCCCACCUGCUCAAGCAAACGGAACACCUGCGCGCGACGCUCUCGGCUGUACAGCGGGGUCUCACGCGCAAGCAGGACCUCGCGAAGCUGCCGAUGACCAAGGUAGAGGCGCUCUGGAGCGAUAUGCAGGGGUGGGAGAGGCGGACGGGGGAGUAUCUCGAGGACGUGGAAGGAAUCAUGCUGCAGCUCGGGAUCCCGUUGUCGCCGACACAACCCCCGGCGACAGGAUCCACUGCGCCGCCCAUCGGUAUACCACCGCAGCCGGGAUCGGGCCCGGGACCGAAGACGGGGCCGGAGCGAUCCAACGUCACCGCUUGGUCAGAUAGCUCAGCAGAUUUCCAGUUCCUGCACCUCCGCUUCCGGGAACUACGCCACCGGACUGAAAUGCUCAACGCGGCGGUGACGGGGCUGGCGGGCAUCACGGGCAACAGGCAGGCGUACAAAGAGCAGCAGCGGAGCAUCCGCGAGGCCAAGAGCACCAAGGCGGUGACGCUGCUGGGAUUGGUGUUCAUCCCGCUGGCGUACACUGCGUCCGUGUUUUCGAUUGAGAAGCCGUUUGGGCCUGGCGGGGAGCUGUUUUGGGUGUACUUUGUGACCUCGGCGCCGUUGAUUUUGGUGGUCAUGGUCGGGUAUUAUGUGUUGGAUUUUGGUUACAAUGAUGAUGGGAGGGCGUGGUCUGUGGAUACAUUUGCAAAGUCGGUUGGAGAGAGGGUGCCUGGGUUGAAGAGGAGGGAUUUAGGGAGGAGGUUGGUUGGAUGA